GCAGCAGCAGCAGCAGCAGCAGCAGCAGCAGCAGCAGCAGCAGCAGCAGCAGCAGCAGCAGCAGCAGCAGCAGCAGCAGCAGCAGCAGCAGCAGCAGCAGCAGCAGCAGCAGCAGCAGCAGCAGCAGCAGCAGCAGCAGCAGCAGCAGCAGCAGCAGCAGCAGCAGCAGCAGCAGCAGCAGCAGCAGCAGCAGCAGCAGCACAGCAGCAGCAGCAGCAGCAGCAGCAGCAGCAGCAGCAGCAGCAGCAGCAGCAGCAGCAGCAGCAGCAGCAGCAGCAGCAGCCAGCAGCAGCAGCAGCAGCAGCAGCAGCAGCAGCAGCAGCAGCAGCAGCAGCAGCAGCAGCAGCAGCAGCAGCAGCAGCAGCAGCAGCAGCAGCAGCAGCAGCAGCAGCAGCAGCAGCAGCAGCAGCAGCAGCAGCAAGCAGCAGCAGCAGCAGCAGCAGCAGCAGCAGCAGCAGCAGCAGCAGCAGCAGCAGCAGCAGCAGCAGCAGCAGCAGCAGCAGCAGCAGCAGCAGCAGCAGCAGCAGCAGCACAGCAGCAGCAGCAGCAGCAGCAGCAGCACAGCAGCAGCAGCAGCAGCAGCAGCAGCAGCAGCAGCAGCAGCAGCAGCAGCAGCAGCAGCAGCAGCAGCAGCAGCAGCAGCAGCAGCAGCAGCAGCAGCAGCAGCAGCAGCAGCAGCAGCAGCAGCAGCAGCAGCAGCAGCAGCAGCAGCAGCAGCAGCAGCAGCAGCAGCAGCAGCAGCAGCAGCAGCAGCAGCAGCAGCAGCAGCAGCAGCAGCAGCAGCAGCAGCAGCAGCAGCAGCAGCAGCAGCAGCAGCAGCAGCAGCAGCAGCAGCAGCAGCAGCAGCAGCAGCAGCAGCAGCAGCAGCAGCAGCAGCAGCAGCAGCAGCAGCAGCAGCAGCAGCAGCAGCAGCAGCAGCAGCAGCAGCAGCAGCAGCAGCAGCAGCAGCAGCAGCAGCAGCAGCAGCAGCAGCAGCAGCAGCAGCAGCAGCAGCAGCAGCAGCAGCAGCAGCAGCAGCAGCAGCAGCAGCAGCAGCAGCAGCAGCAGCAGCAGCAGCAGCAGCAGCAGCAGCAGCAGCAGCAGCAGCAGCAGCAGCAGCAGCAGCAGCAGCAGCAGCAGCAGCAGCAGCAGCAGCAGCAGCAGCAGCAGCAGCAGCAGCAGCAGCAGCAGCAGCAGCAGCAGCAGCAGCAGCAGCAGCAGCAGCAGCAGCAGCAGCAGCAGCAGCAGCAGCAGCAGCAGCAGCAGCAGCAGCAGCAGCAGCAGCAGCAGCAGCAGCAGCAGCAGCAGCAGCAGCAGCAGCAGCAGCAGCAGCAGCAGCAGCAGCAGCAGCAGCAGCAAGCAGCAGCAGCAGCAGCAGCAGCAGCAGCAGCAGCAGCAGCAGCAGCAGCAGCAGCAGCAGCAGCAGCAGCAGCAGCAGCAGCAGCAGCAGCAGCAGCAGCAGCAGCAGCAGCAGCAGCACAGCAGCAGCAGCAGCAGCAGCAGCAGCAGCAGCAGCAGCAGCAGCAGCAGCAGCAGCAGCAGCAGCAGCAGCAGCAGCAGCAGCAGCAGCAGCAGCAGCAGCAGCAGCAGCAGCAGCAGCAGCAGCAGCAGCAGCAGCAGCAGCAGCAGCAGCAGCAGCAGCAGCAGCAGCAGCAGCAGCAGCAGCAGCAGCAGCAGCAGCAGCAGCAGCAGCAGCAGCAGCAGCAGCAGCAGCAGCAGCAGCAGCAGCAGCAGCAGCAGCAGCAGCAGCAGCAGCAGCAGCAGCAGCAGCAGCAGCAGCAGCAGCAGCAGCAGCAGCAGCAGCAGCAGCAGCAGCAGCAGCACAGCAGCAGCAGCAGCAGCAGCAGCAGCAGCAGCAGCAGCAGCAGC
This is a messenger RNA of Dermacentor andersoni, 1848 nucleotides long. The record is from RefSeq and is a predicted model, not a curated record. Lineage: Eukaryota; Metazoa; Arthropoda; Arachnida; Ixodida; Ixodidae.